This is a messenger RNA of Trypanosoma rangeli, 939 nucleotides long. RefSeq lists its product as uncharacterized. The coding region runs from base 1 to 939 and encodes 312 amino acids. Lineage: Eukaryota; Euglenozoa; Kinetoplastea; Trypanosomatida; Trypanosomatidae. The record is from RefSeq and is a predicted model, not a curated record. The transcript has a single exon.
AUGUCCUUUCGGUACACGAAUAACCUUGUGGGGGCACUGAAGCACAGAAUGAUGCUUGAGAGUUCCCAUCGUGAGUUGGUGCGGCGUCGAUUCACGGGUCACUGCCGUGGUGUGGAAGUGGUGUGCAGCGGCUACGGCACAGUGCUUGCGGUGCGUCUCGUUGAUAAGGUGGCAUGGGAGCCGUUUUACCGCAAAGGCCUAUCAUCCUCAACUGCGGAGGGUAACAGUACAUCCAAUGAUAAUGCUGUCAGCCCCCCUGUCGGAGGUGCAACUGUGGCGCCUGUGGAUUUUGAAAAACUUGCCGAGAGCAUCAAGGCGGCGUUGUGGGUCGCGACGCGGAAGAUACGCUCCGCAAAGGAGGAGGCGCUUCAGCGGAGCCUUUCCCACAAUAAACAGAUGCGUGCAGGGGCCGAUCUAGCGCAUUGGUAUGAAGAGGAUGCGAACACACUUCGACCGUUGGCGUUCGAGGCGCUACAACAUGAGACAGCAACGCCGUGGAUGCAGUUUGUUCAGUUUGGGAAACACGAACAUGCAGCGGCAUUGCUUCAACAUGAGUCGGGCGAGCAGGCCGGUGAAUGUUGCACCGGAGACACGAAGAGGGAUAGUCUGGAAAAUGCAGAAGGGCAUUGUGUUACAGCACUGGAUGCGAAAGAUGUUGACCCCACAUCUAUACCAAUUGGAUCUGUGCAUCCACUGUUUCUUCCUGCACUCAUUCAGAUUGAAAGCCGUACAUCUAGUUCUCUAAACGAUGAGGCUAUCCGUCAGGAGCAGUGGCGGGAGAUGUCUCGCGAUGAGCAACUCUUCUGGGAACGCGUGGAGUUGAUUCGAAAAGGGCAAGUGGCUGUGAUCAAAGGCGGUCACAAGCGCGACUACGCAGAUGAGGCGGCUGUCGCCAGCGAUAGUGCGGUGGAUAAGGUACAACUACGGUUUACGCAGUGA